AUGGGUGGUCUGGAUACGGGCCGACGAGGACAGCAUCAGGGGGACGAUGAGGGCCUUGAUUUGCUCCUUCUCGGCAUCGGGGAUCGGGGUCGAGGAGGCGGCCGGGGCGGCGGCGGCAUCGUGGGGGGUAGGCGAGGAGUUCCAGCGGGCGCGGAGGUGGUUCUUGAAGUUAAAGGCGGCGGCCUGGCGGAUCUGCUCGUCGACGGAGGGCACGGCAACAAGGCGGAGGACGGCGAGGGCGUAGCUGGGGCGGUCGGCGGCGUCGGCAAAGGAGGACUCGGCUUGGCGACGAGGGGCGGGGGAGGGGGAGAGGGUGUGGAGGAAGCACUGGGAGAGGAACUGGAGCGUCUCCUGAUUCUACUCCAUGGGGAAGCUGCAGCUCGAGCGAGGAGGAGCUCCGAUGGCCGGGGGGUUUCGGGGGUCCGGUUGUCGCCUAGGGUUUUAGGUGAGAUUUUUUUGAAUGAGGAAGAAGCUAUGGAGGAGGGUGCACGAAUUUAA
This is a messenger RNA of Syzygium oleosum, 498 nucleotides long. RefSeq lists its product as uncharacterized. The coding region runs from base 1 to 498 and encodes 165 amino acids. The record is from RefSeq and is a predicted model, not a curated record. The transcript has a single exon. Lineage: Eukaryota; Viridiplantae; Streptophyta; Magnoliopsida; Myrtales; Myrtaceae.